CAGGUAUUCCUAGUAUUUGCGAGGAGUGGAGGAGUUGGCGAAACAUUUGCAAAAAGUGAGAAAACUGUUCAGGACAUUGAAGAAUGGAAUGGAAUAAUGCGCCUAAGCGAAAACCCUCCCCGGAUCCAGCUGGACUUAAAUCCUCAAUAGUCAAGGCUUUGUUUGGCAAAUCGAGCUCUACAUUGUUACCAUCUCCUCAUCAAAAAGCUGAUGAUCGUGGCAUAAUGGCUGCUACCAAAUUGUCACCGUUGAAAAAAUCCCUGGACCUGUCGCUGAGUGAAGGCGAUUUAACGCUGACCGAUGAGAAGACACCAGUUGUCCGAUGCAAAUCCCAGAAUAUGUUCUUCCCUAAUGCCACGGAUAAAAGCUCAGCUUCGCUGCAGUCUUUAAAGGAUCGAACUCUCUCAAGACUACCUAGGAAGCUCAAAGAAACGAGAAAAACCGAAAAAAUCUCUACGAACGGCAAAGGUCCAACCGCAGAACAACUUUCGUGGCUUCGAUCUUGUAGAACGGGGGAUGUCAAGAAAUGCAAGGAACUCUUGAAUUCUAAUCCAGAAAUCCUCAAUUAUAUUCCUCCUUACCAUUCGAAUUAUUCUGCUGUACACAUAGCUACCAAUGGACGACAUUACAAUUUGUUACGGUUGCUCAAAGAAAAGAAUGCUAAUUUCAAUGCGAUGACUAAGGCAGGUUACACUCCUCUUCAUUUAGCUGCUCAAAACCAAGAUAUGGAAACGGUGCGGAUGCUCAUACAUGAAUUUGAUGUGGAUCCGAAAAUUCACGAUCUUAUGGGCUACACCUAUGAGCAUUAUGCCGAUUGGCUAGACUAUCCCGAUGACGAUCUCACCUAUCAACUUCUUUGCAGAGGGGCUGGUUCGAGAGCCUCAUCCAGACAGCCUUCGAUAGGUUCACAAGAAUCUCUCGCUUCAUCCAAAAACUCACUCAGCCGCCAUGGAUCGAUACGCGGAACGAUCCGCGGUUUUCUACAAAAAUCAAAAAAUUUGCGCUCUCGAAGUCCGUCCUUGACGCAGCUCACAAUUUGAUUGCUAAGCAUUGUUGUUGAAUUUGUUUUCAAUUCAGUAAAUUUUCACCAAUAU
Cylicocyclus nassatus is the source of this 1094-nucleotide messenger RNA. The record is from the annotation of a GenBank genome assembly. Lineage: Eukaryota; Metazoa; Nematoda; Chromadorea; Rhabditida; Strongylidae.